AUGAUCCCUUCCUCUUCCUCCUUCGAAGCAUUCAAUAUCCCCUGCCUCUUCACACUUGCAACCAUCCUUGUACUCACCUUAUUCAUCAUCCGAAAGCAGAGGUCCAAAACCGCCGGUUUAAACCUGCCGCCGGGGCCAUGGAAGCUUCCCAUCAUAGGAAACAUCCACCAGAUGGCCGGCGACCAACCCCACCGCCGACUCAGGGACCUGUCCCGCAAAUAUGGCCCCGACGUGAUGAGCCUUCAGCUUGGUGAGCUCUCUUACAUCGUGAUCUCAACCCCUGAAGCCGCCAAACUGGUGAUGAAAACCCACGACGUCGCUUUCGCUUCGAGACCGUAUCUCCUGGCCGGAGACAUAGUCUACUAUGGCUGCAAGGACAUAGGUUUGGCACCCUACGGAGAGUACUGGCGCCAGAUGCGCAAGAUCUGCACCCUCGAGCUUCUCAGCGCGAAACGGGUUCAAUCUUUCCGCCACAUCAGGGAGGAAGAGGUGUCCAAACUCGUGGCCUCUCUUAGUACUGCGGCAGCUUCAGGGGAGCCUGUGGAUCUGACUCAGAUGUUGUCCACUGCAACGAGUUCCAUAACUUCCAGGGCCGCAUUCGGUAAAGCACAAGGACUAACCAAUGCUUUUAUGACCGUAAUCAGUAAUAUUUCAGAUGCCGCUUCAGGUUUCAAAAUCUCCGAUCUCUAUCCUUCCCUCAAGUUUCUGCCUGCCCUCACCGGGUUCAAAGCCAAGCUAGAGAAGAUGCGCGAGGCAUCGGAUUCUGUACUGGAUCAAGUGAUCGAUGAACAUAAAUCCAGAAGAAGGGCGGGAAGGAAAGGCGAUGGUGAAAAAGAGGAUCUGAUUGAUGUCCUUCUGAAUCUUCAAGAGAAACAGGAUCUCGGAGUACCCAUCACAAUGGAGGUCAUAAAAGCUGUCACUUUGGAAAUAUUUCUAGCUGGCAUUGAGACAUCAACAACAACAAUAGGGUGGGCCAUGUCGGAGAUGAUGAAAGAUUCGAAAGUGCUACAAAAGGCACAACAAGAGGUCAGGAGAGUAUAUGGUGAUGAUGGCGGAAAUCAUUUCGACGAAGCAUACCUUGACCAAUUGAAGUACUUGGAUAUGGUUAUCGCUGAGAGUUUAAGAUUACAUCCACCACUCCCUUUCCUUGUUCCAAGAGAAAAUAGAGAUCAGAAGGUGGAACUCGAUUCAUAUGAGGUCCCGGUGAACACCAGCGUAAUUGUUAACGCCUGGGCGAUCAAUCGCGAUCCUCGUUACUGGACGGAGGCUGAGAGAUUCUAUCCGGAAAGAUUUAUGAAAUGCUCGGCUGAUUAUAAGGGGCCCGACUUUCAGUUCAUUCCGUUUGGUGCUGGAAGAAGGAUAUGUCCCGGAAUUUCUUUUGGAAUGGCGGUCGUGAAACUUACUCUAGCAAAUCUGCUUUUUCAUUUUGAUUGGACACUUCCUGCAGGGCAGAAAAGCAUUGAUAUGAGAGAAUGCUUUGGAAUGACACUCAGAAGACAAUACGCUCUCCAUCUUAUUCCAACGGUGUAUUGUCGCAUGCUUUGA
Linum tenue is the source of this 1545-nucleotide messenger RNA. The record is from the annotation of a GenBank genome assembly. Lineage: Eukaryota; Viridiplantae; Streptophyta; Magnoliopsida; Malpighiales; Linaceae.